Messenger RNA from Lynx canadensis (Canada lynx), 1944 nucleotides. Its product is annotated as 3-galactosyl-N-acetylglucosaminide 4-alpha-L-fucosyltransferase FUT3-like. Gene Ontology annotation, molecular function: alpha-(1->3)-fucosyltransferase activity. Bases 766 to 1917 code for a protein of 383 amino acids. Gene Ontology annotation, cellular component: membrane. NCBI's taxonomy places the organism in Eukaryota, Metazoa, Chordata, Mammalia, Carnivora, Felidae. The record is from RefSeq and is a predicted model, not a curated record. The transcript has a single exon.
GACAAGGUUCUAGAUUUCUGCUCUAGCGGUUGGGGUCUGGGGUCUGCGGUCUGGGAGGACUUUGUGACCACAGGCGGGCACAGGAAGGAUCCGGGAAUGCAGGGACGCGGGCGGGACCACCCAGCACGGGACCAGAGGGGCUAUCUUGGAGCACUACUGAAAGAAACACUGAGUAAAUCCAACAUCAGGUUCACGCUGGGACCUCUAAGCACUUCCUUUGCUCUCCCCACAAACCGGCCAGGCUCCCGUUCACGGCAGACCUCAGGAUUGGCUGUUGCUUUCUUUGUCCAGGAGCCAGGAACGCCCUGUGCCCGAAGCUCUACUCUACCUGGUGAGCUCUCGCCUAACCUUCAAACCCAAGCCCUUUGUACCCCUCCUGGACAGAUCCCCGGGUGCAAGCCUCCACUCCAGGGCACUGGGGAAGAGGCUGGGACACUAUGGGAAGGGCAGGGUCAAGGUGGGACCUGAGGGCCCUUGGGACCAAUGCCACCUCCCUGGGGACCCCUCCCCACAUAGGUUAUGCGGCCAGGUGGCUGGAGACACUGGGCUCAGGGCCAGGCGCUGUCUGCUGGGACACCAGCGAUGCCGCUGUCUCCCUCUGAGUCACCUGGCCUCAGUUUCCUCAACCGCAGAAUACAGCUAACAACAGUGCCAGCCUCAGGCCUCACGUACGUCACCUGGCUGACACGUUGGUAACCCACGAUUGUCUCCUUUGUUAUCAACGAUGCCGUCUCCACUCCCCCCUCCUUCCAGCUGCUCUGACCCAUGGAUGCACUCGGCUGGACCAAGACCCGAUGGCCCUGGCAACAGUGUCUCCUCGGGCUGCUGCUGCAACUGUUUCUGGCUCUGUGCUUCUUCUCUUACCUGCGAGUGUCCCAAGACACGCCCUUGUGGUCCGCCAGGUCGGGGGCCGAUGCGGCAGAAGCUCUCGACGCGGCUCCCAACGGGUCCUCAGGGACGGUGUCCUCCCAGGGGGCGCCCUGCCCGACCCCCCCUGGGUCCUCUGCCCGCGCGCCCCUGGUGCUCCUGCUGUGGACAUGGCCAUUCAACCGCCCCGUGCCUCUGUCCCGCUGCUCGGAGCUGUGGCCGGGCACGGCCGACUGCCGGCUGACUGCGGACCGCAGCGCGUACCCUCAGGCGGACGCGGUGCUGGUGCAUCACCGCGAGGUCAGCUACGACCCGAGGAAGCAGCUCCCCACGUCCCCACGGCCGCCGGGCCAGCGCUGGGUCUGGUACAGCAUGGAAUCGCCCAGCCACUGCGCGCAACUGAAGGCCCUGGACGGAUACUUCAACCUCACCAUGUCCUACCGCAGAGACUCGGACAUCUUCACACCCUAUGGCUGGCUGGAGCCGUGGCCCGGCCAGCCGGCCUCCACGGUGGUCAACGUCUCGGCCAAGACGGAGCUGGUGGCCUGGGUGGUGUCCAACUGGAGGGAAGACUCAGCCAGGGUGCGUUAUUACCACCUGCUGAAAGCUCACGUCCAAGUGGACGUGUAUGGGCGCUCCCACAAGCCGCUGCCGGAGAAGGCCAUGGCCCAGCAGCUGUCCCGGUACAAGUUUUACCUGGCUUUCGAGAACUCCUUGCACCCCGACUACAUCACCGAGAAGCUGUGGCGGAACGCCCUAGAAGCCUGGGCCGUGCCCGUGGUGCUGGGCCCCAGCAGGAGUGACUACGAACAGUUCCUGCCCCCCGACGCCUUCAUCCACGUCCACGACUUCCAGAGCGCCGAGGAACUGGGCCGGUACCUGCAGGCGCUGGACAAGGACCACGCCCGCUACCUGAGCUACUUCCGCUGGAGGGAGACGCUGCGGCCUCGGUCAUUCAGUUGGGCCGUGAUGUUCUGCAAGGCCUGCUGGAGGCUGCAGCGGGACUCCACCUACCAGACUGUGCCCAGCAUAGCUGCCUGGUUCACGUGAGCUGGCCGGGCCGGGGCGGGGGUUGCC